Lolium perenne is the source of this 625-nucleotide messenger RNA. Its product is annotated as protein BOLA2. Lineage: Eukaryota; Viridiplantae; Streptophyta; Magnoliopsida; Poales; Poaceae. Gene Ontology annotation, cellular component: nucleus; cytosol. The record is from RefSeq and is a predicted model, not a curated record. Gene Ontology annotation, molecular function: 2 iron, 2 sulfur cluster binding. Gene Ontology annotation, biological process: protein maturation; intracellular iron ion homeostasis.
UUGAACAAGGUAGAUAAACGGGGACAGGCCAAACUGGAAGUCGCCUUCUUUGCUUACCUUCGCUCCGCCGGAACAGAUUCGCCGCUUCGCCAUCCAUGGGCGUCACCAAGGAGGACGUGGAGGCCGCCGUCGCCGCCGCGCUCAGCCCGACCCAUCUCGUGGUCACCGAUACAUCCGGCGGGUGCGGCGCGAGCUACGAGAUCGAGGUGGUGUCGGACAAGUUCGAGGGGAAGCGGCUGCUGGAGCGGCACCGGAUGGUCAACACCGCGCUGGCGCCGCACAUGGCCGAGAUCCACGCCGUCUCCAUCAAGAAGGCGCUCACCCCGGCGCAGGCCCAGCCGGAGCCCGCCGCCGCCGACAAGGCGCAGGCUUGAUUUCGCUCGCUACAAGCACAAUCGUCGUCUCUGUCUGAAUAAUGUAGUAGCGGAUGCAUUUGCAGAACUGGAACUUUCGUAGUACCGAUGCUCUAUGCUGCUUAACUGAUUAGAUUUCACUGCGCCGUGCCUAUGUGAAUGUGAUUACUCAAUCUGCUUGCUGUAAUCUGUUCCGCUGAAUCAUGUCCCUGAAUCAUAGUAUGUCAUAUAUGGUACGCGGUGAUGAAUCUGAUGACGUUUUAUCGCUGCAA